AUGUACUGCGACCCUUGCGAAUCGGCACUAGGCAAGGGUCAGAAGGCCGAGGUUCGGCAGGUCAGAAUGCGUCCACCGGUGUUUGCGAGAGGAACGACAGACGCGGACGGGGCCAGGGGGGUUAUGACGGAGGCGGAUGACGCGGGUUGGGCCAGGGAGGUUAUGAUUGCGGGGGCGGCGGUGAUUGCGGUUGUCGGUGUGGUCGUCGGUGCGGUUGUUACGGGAGGUUGUUGCGGGAGUUCUUGGGGGCCUGUGGACAAAGGCCUUCGGAUAAAUGACCAUGCUCCGGGCCACAUCAAUUUAGAAACCAAUCCUUUAUAG
Molecule: messenger RNA, 321 nt
Organism: Fimicolochytrium jonesii
Lineage: Eukaryota; Fungi; Chytridiomycota; Chytridiomycetes; Spizellomycetales; Powellomycetaceae
Exons: 1
Coding region: 1-321 (106 amino acids)
Source: RefSeq, a predicted model, not a curated record